GCUCAGACUGAGGCACGCAGCAGGCCCAGAAGGAAGGAGGGGCGGUGGAGCCCGGGGAGGUGGCCUUGCAUGACCACAAGGACUCUGAGGGUCUUUGCCUGAAGGGGGAGAGAUCCGGACCAGGGCCAGGCGCCUGGAAUGCAGUCCCGGUCCCUGCUGCUGUUGUUGCUGCUCUUGCUACCCAGUUUCUCACUCAUCCUGACCAGAGAGCUUCUGUGUGGAGGUUCCCCAGAACCCUGUGCCAACGGAGGCACCUGCCUGAGGCUACCUCAGGGACAAGGAACCUGCCAGUGUGCCCCUGGAUUUCUGGGUGAGACUUGCCAGUUCCCUGACCCCUGCCGUGAUACCCAACUCUGCAAGAAUGGGGGCAACUGCCAAGCCCUGCUUCCCACGCCCCCAAGCUCCCCUAGCCCUGCUUCUCCACCGGCCCCCAGCUUCUCCUGCACCUGCCCCUCCGGCUUCACCGGAGAGCGAUGCCAAAUCCAUCUGGAAGACCUCUGUCCACCUUCUUUCUGUUUCAACGGGGGCCACUGCUACGUCCAGGCCUCAGGCCGCCCACGGUGUUCCUGCGAACCCGGGUGGACAGGUGAGCAAUGCCAGCUCCGAGACUUCUGCUCAGCCAAGCCCUGUGCCAACGGAGGCGUGUGCCUGGCCACAUACCCCCAGAUCAAGUGUCGCUGCCCACCUGGCUUCGAGGGUCACAUCUGUGAACAUGAUGUCAACGAAUGCUUCCGGGAGCCAGGACCCUGCCCUAAGGGGACCGCCUGCCAUAACACCUUGGGCUCCUUCCAGUGUCUCUGCCCCGUGGGGCAGGAGGGGCUGCAGUGCAAGCUCAGGAAGGGACCCUGCUCUCCUGGAAGCUGUCUCAAUGGAGGCACCUGCCAGCUGGUGCCAGAGGGAGACACCACCUUUCAUCUCUGCCUCUGUCCCCCAGGUUUCACAGGCCUGGACUGCGAAAUGAAUCCAGAUGACUGUGUCAGGCACCAAUGCCAGAAUGGGGCCACCUGCCUGGAUGGGUUGGGCACCUACGCCUGCCUCUGCCCAAAGACCUGGAAGGGCUGGGACUGCUCUGAAGACGUAGAUGAAUGUGAAGCCCAGGGUCCCCCUCGCUGCAGAAACGGUGGCACCUGCCAGAACUCAGCCGGGGGCUUCCACUGCGUGUGUGUGAGUGGCUGGGGUGGCCCAGGCUGUGACCAGAACUUGGAUGACUGUGCAGCUGCCACCUGUGCCCCGGGAUCCACCUGCAUUGACCGCGUGGGCUCCUUUUCCUGCCUCUGCCCACCUGGACGCACAGGCCUCCUGUGCCACCAGGAAGAUGGGUGCUUGAGCCAGCCAUGCCAUGGGAAUGCCCAGUGUAGCACCAACCCUCUGACAGGCUCUUUCCUCUGCUUAUGCCAGCCUGGCUACUCGGGACCCACCUGCCACCAGGAUCUGGAUGAGUGUCAAAUGGCCCAUCAAGGACCCAGUCCCUGUGAACAUGGCGGCUCCUGCCUCAACACCCCUGGCUCCUUCAACUGCCUCUGCCCGCCCGGUUACACGGGCUCCCGCUGUGAGGCCGAUCACAACGAGUGCCUGUCCCAGCCCUGCCACCCAGGCAGCACCUGCCUGGACCUACUGGCCACCUUCCACUGCAUUUGCCCACCAGGCUUGGAAGGGAGACUCUGUGAGGUGGAGACCAAUGAGUGUGCCUCCAACCCUUGCCUGAACCAAGCUGGCUGUCAUGACCUGCUCAAUGGCUUCCUGUGCAUCUGCCUCCCGGGCUUCACUGGUGCCAGGUGUGAGGAAGACGUGGAUGAAUGCAGCAGUGCCCCCUGUGCCAAUGGGGGGCACUGUCGAGACCAGCCUGGAGCCUUUCACUGCGAGUGUCUCCCAGGCUUUGAAGGACCACACUGUGAGACUGAGGUGGAUGAGUGUCUGAGUGACCCCUGCCCCACGGGAGCCAGCUGCAUCAAUCUCUCAGGAGCCUUCUUCUGCCUCUGCCACCCUGGCUUCACAGGCCAGUUUUGUGACGUUCCCUUGUGCACCCCCAACCUGUGCCAACCUGGGCAGCAAUGCCAAGACCAGGAAGACAGAGCCCACUGCCUCUGCCCUGUUGGAAGUCCCGGCUGUGUCCCUGGCAAGGACAACUGCACCUGCCACCACGGCCAUUGCCAGAGAUCCUCCUGUGUGUGUGAUGCGGGCUGGACUGGGCAAGAAUGCGAGACAGAGCUUGGGGGUUGCAUCUCCACCCCCUGUGCCCAUGGGGGAACCUGCCAUCCCCAGCCCUCUGGUUACAACUGUACCUGCCCCACAGGAUACACAGGGCUGUCCUGUAAUGAGGAGGUGACAGCUUGUCACUCAGAGCCCUGUCUCAAUGGUGGCUCCUGCAACACCAGCCCUGAGGGCUAUUUCUGCACCUGUCCUCCGAGUCACACAGGCUCCCUCUGCCAAACCCUUAUCGACCACUGUGUGUCUGCCUCGUGCCUCAACGGGGGUACCUGUGUGAACAAGCCUGGCGCCUUCCUCUGCCUCUGUGCCGCGGGCUUCCAGGGGCUCCGCUGUGAGGCGAAGAUCAAGCCCCGCUGUGCAGACAGCCCCUGCAAGAACAAGGCGACCUGCCAAGACACACCUCAGGGUGCCCGCUGCCUCUGCAACCCUGGCUAUACAGGAAGCAGCUGCCAGACUCUGGUUGACUGGUGCGCCCAGAAGCCCUGCCCACACACUGCCCGAUGCCUCCAGAGCGGCCCCUCCUUCCAGUGCCUGUGCCUCCAGGGAUGGGCAGGACCUCACUGUGACCUCCCUGUGUCCUGCCAGAAAGCUGCGGUGAGCCAAGGCGUGGAGGUCUCUGACCUGUGCCAGAAUGGAGGCCUCUGUAUGGACAGCGGCUCCUCCUACUUCUGCCACUGCCCUCCUGGAUUCCAGGGCAGGUUGUGCCAGGAUAGAGUGAACCCCUGUGAGUCCAAGCCUUGCCAGCACGGGGCCACCUGUGUGGCCCAGCCCAACGGCUACGUCUGCCAGUGUGCCCCCGGCUAUGAAGGACAGAACUGCUCCAAAGAACAGGACGCUUGUCAGUCUCAGCCCUGCCACAACCAUGGAACCUGCACCCCCAAGCCUGGAGGCUUCCACUGCGCCUGCCCUCCAGGAUUUGUGGGGCUGCGCUGUGAGGGGGAUGUGGAUGAGUGUCUCGACCGACCCUGCCACCCCACGGGCACUGCAGUGUGCCACUCUCUAGCCAACGCCUUCUACUGCCAGUGUCUGCCUGGGCACACAGGCCAGAGGUGUGAGAUGGAGACAGACCCCUGCCAGAGCCAGCCCUGCUCCAACGGAGGGUCCUGUGAGGUCACAACAGGACCACCCCCUGGCUUCACCUGCCACUGCCCCAAGGGUUUUGAAGGCUCCACCUGCAGCCACGAAGUCCCUUCCUGCGGUAUCCAUCAUUGCCACCACGGAGGCCUAUGCCUGCCCUCCCCUAAGCCAGGCUCCCCACCCCUCUGUGCCUGCCUCGGUGGCUUUGGGGGCCCUGACUGCCUGACACCCCCAGCUCCACAAGGUUGUGGGCCCCCCUCGCCCUGCCUGCACAAUGGUAGCUGCUCUGAGAUCCUCAGGUCGGGCAAUCCUGGCUUUCAAUGCUCCUGCCCUCCUGACUCUCCAGGGCCCCGGUGUCAAAGGCCAGGGGAGAAUGGGUGUAAGGGCCGAGGUGGUGAUGGGGCUUGUGAUGCUGGCUGCAGUGGCCCAGGAGGAGACUGGGAUGGAGGGGACUGCUCCUUGGGGGUCCCAGACCCCUGGAAGGGCUGUCCCCCCCAUUCCCAGUGCUGGCUUCUUUUCCGGGAUGGGCGGUGCCACCCACAGUGCGACUCUGAGGAGUGUCUGUUUGAUGGCUAUGACUGUGAAACCCCUGCGACCUGCACCCCAGCCUAUGACCAGUACUGCCGAGAUCACUUCCACAAUGGCCACUGUGAGAAAGGAUGCAACAGCGCUGAAUGCGGCUGGGACGGGGGCGACUGCAGGCCAGAAGACGGAGACUCGGAGUGGGGGCCCUCCCUGGCCCUGCUGGUGGUGCUGAGCCCCCCAGCCCUGGAGCAGCAGCUGCUGGUCCUGGCCCGAGUGCUGUCCCUGACUCUGAGGGUCGGGCUCUGGGUGAGGAAGGACAGCGAUGGCAGGAACAUGGUGUUCCCCUAUCCGGGGACCCGGGCCAAGGAGGAGCUGAGCGGAACUCGGGAUUCCUCAUCGUGGGAAAGACAAGCCCCUCACACCCAGCCUCCGGGCAAGGAGCCAGACCCCCUUGGUGCCGGGUUUGUGGUGGUGAUGGGAGUGGAUUUGUCCCGCUGUGGUCCGGAACACCCUGCGUCACGCUGUCCCUGGGACUCGGGGCUCCUGCUGCGCUUCCUUGCUGCAAUGGCAGCAGUGGGGGCCCUGGAGCCCCUGCUGCCUGGACCCUUGCUGGCUGCUCACCCUCAAGCAGGGACCAGGCCACCUACCGAGCAGCUUCCCUGGCCUGUUCUGUGUUCACCAGUGGCUGGGGUGCUUCUCCUGGCCCUUGGGGCUCUCCUUGUCCUCCAGCUCAUCCGGCGGCGACGGCAACGGCGAGAACAUGGGGCCCUGUGGCUGCCCCCUGGCUUCAUUCGAAGGCCUCGGACACAGCAGGCACCCCACCGGCGGAGGCCCCCACUAGGCGAGGACAGCAUUGGUCUCAAGACGCUGAAGCCAGAGGCAGAAGUGGAUGAGGAUGGAGUAGUCAUGUGCUCGGGCCCUGAGGAGGGAGAGGAGGCUGAAGAAACAGCCUCGGUCUCCAAGCACCAGGUCUGGCCACUGAACAGCGGCUGUGGAGAGCUCCCACAGGUAGCCAUGCUGACACCUCCUCAAGAGUGUGAAAUGGACACGUGUGGACCUGAUGGGGUGGCACCCCUGAUGUCCUCAGUCUUCUGUGAGCCAGUGGAAUCCACGAUUGUCCAGGGGCCGUGGCUGGGAAAUCCUAAACCCUGGAAACCACUGCUGGAUAGAGGGGCCUGCCCCCAGGCUCACACUGUGGGCACUGGAGAGACACCCCUGCACCUGGCUGCCCGAUUCUCUCGACCAACUGCUGCCCGCCGCCUCCUUGAGGCUGGGGCCAAUCCCAACCAGCCUGACCAGGCGGGGCGCACCCCACUUCACACUGCAGUGGCUGCUGAUGCUCGGGAAGUCUGCCAGCUCCUAUUAGCUAACAGACGGACUGCCGUGGAUGCACGCACAGAGGACGGGACUACACCUCUGAUGCUGGCUGCCAGGUUGGCAGUGGAGGACCUGGUUGAAGAACUGAUCGCAGCCCGAGCGGAUGUGGGAGCCAGAGAUAAAAGGGGAAAAACCGCCCUGCACUGGGCCGCGGCUGUGAACAACGCCCGAGCGGCCCGCGCCCUUCUCCAGGCUGGCGCUGAUAAAGAUGCCCAAGACAACAGGGAGCAGACGCCGUUGUUCCUGGCGGCGCGCGAAGGAGCCGUGGAGGUGGCUCAGCUGCUGCUGGAGCUCGGGGCGGCCCGUGGGCUGCGUGACCAGGCCGGGCUGGCCCCGGGCGAUGUGGCCCGCCAGCGAAGCCUGCAAUGA
Molecule: messenger RNA, 5556 nt
Organism: Myodes glareolus (Bank vole)
Lineage: Eukaryota; Metazoa; Chordata; Mammalia; Rodentia; Cricetidae
Source: RefSeq, a predicted model, not a curated record